AUGUGUGGUGUUGAGCAAGUUUUUAGAGUGCAUGGGGGGAAAGCACCUAAGGCAGUCAUCACUGAUGGGGAUAGGUCAAUGCGGUUUGCCAUUCAGGAAGUGUUUCCAGAAGCUCAUCACAGGCUAUGUGCGUGGCACCUAUUAAAAAAUGCAACUAUGAAUGUGUGCAAGCCUCGAUUCAUAACUCUGCUUAGAAAUUACAUGCUUGCCGACGUGGAGGUGGAGGAGUUUGUGAGGCAAUGGGAGGCAAUGAUGGAUGAGUGUCUUGUCAGGGAAGUAGAGUGGGUAAAGGAUUUAUACACGAAGAAGAUGGCAUGGGCUACCGCUUACAUACGCAGGUUCUUUUAUGCUGGCCUGAGGACGACAUCACAAUGUGAGUCACUGCAUGCAAAGAUGGGGAGGUUUGUGGAGAGGCGAUACAGAAUAUUGGAUUUCGUGACGAACUUCCAACGGUGUGUUGAUUUCUUGAUAGAUAAUGAGGAAGAGCUUGACUUCAGGUCAUUGUAUGGGAGCCCGAUUCUUCAAACUCAGUUCCCGGGGCUAGAGAAGUCUGGUGCAUUGAACUACACGAGGGAAAUAUUUUUGCGUUUUAGAGAGGCGCUAAAAAGAAAUGUUCGGGUUAGUAUCGUGGAGUGCAACAAAUUGGAGGAUCGGAGAGUUUAUGUGACACAAAAGUAUCGCAGGCCGCUAUUCAGGUGGACUGUUGGCCACCACUUUGGGACAGAUUCCUUUUUUUGCAGUUGUAUGAGGAUGGAGUCGUUCAGACUACCUUGCGUCCACAUACUUGCAGUGUUGGUUCAGUUAGACAUAGGUUCUCUUCCAGAAAGCCUGGUGUUGUAA
Arachis ipaensis is the source of this 840-nucleotide messenger RNA. Lineage: Eukaryota; Viridiplantae; Streptophyta; Magnoliopsida; Fabales; Fabaceae. The record is from RefSeq and is a predicted model, not a curated record.